Molecule: messenger RNA, 714 nt
Organism: Myotis davidii
Lineage: Eukaryota; Metazoa; Chordata; Mammalia; Chiroptera; Vespertilionidae
Product: putative olfactory receptor 56B2
Exons: 1
Biological process (GO): G protein-coupled receptor signaling pathway
Cellular component (GO): membrane
Molecular function (GO): G protein-coupled receptor activity; olfactory receptor activity
Source: RefSeq, a predicted model, not a curated record
AUGUUCCAGAAUCUCAAAGCCUCCAACAUCUCUAAUAUCCAAGUCUCUGAAUUUAUUCUAAUGGGAUUCCCAGGCAUUCACAGCUGGCAACACUGGCUCUCCUUGCCAUUGUCUCUGCUCUACCUCUUAGCCCUCAGUGCCAACAUCUUUAUCCUGCUCAUCAUCUAUCAAGAGCCAACACUGCACCAGCCUAUGUACUAUUUCCUGGGCAUCCUGGCUGUGGUAGACAUGGGCUUUGCCACCACUAUCAUGCCCAAGAUAUUGGCCAACUUAUGGUUCAAUGCUAAAGCCAUCAGCCUCCCAGAGUGCUUUCUGCAGAUGUAUGUCAUACAUUGUUUUGUGGGCAUGGAGUCAGGUAUCUUUCUAUGCAUGGCUAUCGAUAGAUAUGUAGCCAUUUGUCAACCACUACGCUAUCCAUCAAUAAUUACUGAAUCUUUUGUGGUCAAAGCAACUGUGUUCAUGGCACUCAGAAACACCAUAUGUACCAUCCCAGUGCCUAUAUUGGCUGCUCAGAGACACUACUGCUCCCAGAACCAAAUAGAACACUUUCUGUGUUCUACUCUUGGUGUCACUAGUCUAUCCUGUGAUGACAGAACCAUCAACAGCAUUUACCAGCUUAUUCUGGCCUGGACACUCAUGGGAAGUGACUUGGGUUUGAUUAUUUUAUCAUAUUGUUUGAUACUUCACUCUGUGCUGAAGCUGAACUCAGCAGAA